AUGGAAAUGGAAAUCGGCUUCGACUCCGACGAGGAGGAGCAAGACGUCUAUCCCGGCCUGGUUACCAACAUUCACGCCCCAGCUUACGAUCCCGACACGGUUCUAACCCUCUUGCCGCACCAACGACCUCAGGUUGUCCUCGUUGAGGUCAUCGAAGCUCCUCAAGUCGAAGAAUAUACUCACGCUUCUGUGCCUUCCCCCACCAAAGACAAGAAAGUCCUUCUCGUGGCUAAGAUCAUGGACCACCAGUGUUACAACCGGAAGACUGAUUGGACCGAAGGUCCGUACUCGCGACCCGAGCUCGUCGAUCACCAUUUCAGCCUCGAACUGGCCGUUUAUCAACAUCUUUAUCUCACGACAAAGGACAAAGACUUUGAGGACAUCCCUGGACGCAAAAAGAUGACUGGAGCUUCUUCCUUUGCCCCCGAGUUUUACGGCUCCUGGGUCAUCCGGCACCAGUCCACGCAGUCCGACACAGCAACCAAUACCCCCGCCCAUGAAAUCGAAGCCGGCCCGAGCAGCCGCAUCGCUUCAGGCAACGAAAGAUUCGUCGGAGUCAUCCUCCUCGAGCACAUAGAUGGAUAUUCCAUCCGAGACUAUUGCAGUCGUAAGGGACCUGACGGAACCCUCAUACCUCGCACAGAGUCCAGGCCAGGAAGGCCAUCCAUGCCCCAGCUGAAUGACCGCCUAGAGGUGCUUAAGCAAAUCAUCGACGGAAUUGUAAGCCACCUCCACGUCGGAGUCACACACGAGCAUUACAACACCAGAGACUUCCUCAUCGUUGAGAAGAGAGGUGAGCUCCCGAGAGUCGUAAAGGUCGGCCACGCACUCUCCACAGUUUGGCGUUGGACCCGAGAGGCGAUCAAGUACAAAGAGCCGCAGACCGGAUACAUGCAACUGCCUAGACCAAUUCAUCCUCUGAAUUGGGUCAACCUUCGGAUGAGCAGCUUUUACUUUCUCGAAGAUUGGUACCCAACAGAAUGGUCGGACGAAGGCGACAAGGACAAGAGCACAUCCCUGUUCGGCAAGUGGUUGCUAGAAACGUUUGGCGAGGAGGCCGAGGACGUUCCUGGCUAUCACUACUCGGUCUGGUCAACCUACCAGAACAAGAUGAUCGCAGAGGAUGAGGCGAUGAUCGCUGCGGAUGAGGCUGCAGAGCAAGCAGGCGUCUCCGGCCCCGAGGAAGCGUCCCAGAAUGACACCGCCUCGGGCCAAGACUCUGGCCAACCCGAUGUUGAGAACACCAGCGCUUCGGCAUCCGAGAACCUGACCUCAAAGGUUUCUGGCAUCGAUACAUCAACUGCGGCAGCUACAACCGUCGACUCGGCAAGUUCAGAAAUUCUUCAGCAGUGGCUGGGGCUUUCUACCCUCUCCAUUUCGGGACAGCAGCAGGUCGAGAGCAAGCCGGGUGUAGACGAGAAGGCCAAAUAA
Molecule: messenger RNA, 1431 nt
Organism: Colletotrichum karsti
Lineage: Eukaryota; Fungi; Ascomycota; Sordariomycetes; Glomerellales; Glomerellaceae
Exons: 2
Coding region: 1-1431 (476 amino acids)
Source: RefSeq, a predicted model, not a curated record